This is a messenger RNA of Eriocheir sinensis (Chinese mitten crab), 14129 nucleotides long. Its product is annotated as intermembrane lipid transfer protein VPS13A-like. Gene Ontology annotation, biological process: protein targeting to vacuole; protein retention in Golgi apparatus. The transcript is spliced from 44 exons. The record is from RefSeq and is a predicted model, not a curated record. Gene Ontology annotation, cellular component: extrinsic component of membrane. Lineage: Eukaryota; Metazoa; Arthropoda; Malacostraca; Decapoda; Varunidae. The coding region runs from base 614 to 11395 and encodes 3593 amino acids.
CCGUGACAUAACCAGCCCCAUAAAAAAAAAACAAGAAGAAGAAGACCUGUGACGCUUUGUACCGCUUCUUGGGUCUUCAGUAUACCGCCUUCUUACCGCUGCAUCCUUUAAUUAUUUAUCUCUCCGUUUCCAGCCCUCAGCCAAGACUCCUUUCAUCUGGCUCACUGUUGCAUUGUCCGUGUCUCCGCCCUGCCUUCCUCUCCCCACUCCUCCAGUGAUAUGUUGUACUUGUUUGUCUAUAUAUAGUUCAUGUCUUUGUGUUCUGAAGCCUUCACAUUCUAAUAUGCAUCACCAUGGACACCCACACGUACGCCAGGUGCUCAGUUAUUGUGGCGGCCAGCUGUGUCCCGCACGUUGAUAAGUCUUAUCGGCUAUAGACUUUAUCGGCCUUGAGGGGUCACGGUGUUGCGUUACAGUAGUUAGACCUCAAGACAACGCCAACCCGCACACACGCCACGCUGACUAAGGCUGGAAACAGACACGGUUUGCUUAGCGCGGAGAAAGAUUGUUUUUAAUGAGGCUGUAUGGGUGUGCUUAGGGGUGAUUAUCCCAGGUAAUCCAUAGGGUUAAUCCACUGUAUCAAAAUGUUGUGACACACGACUAAACCUUCACAAUGGAAUGGCUGACCAAGAAGGUGGUUGCUGGCUUGGUCAACCGAUUCUUUGGGCAGUACCUGGAGGACCUUGACACCCAGGAGGUCAAUAAUGCCCUCCUGUCGGGUCAAGUUAACCUCAGCAACCUCAAGAUCAGGAGGGAUGCCCUGUCCAUCCUUGAUGUCUACUAUGGAAGCCCUCUCCCUGUUGAGGUGAAAAAAGGCACAAUUGGCAGAAUAUCACUCACUGUCCCCUACAGCAGCUUCUUCACCCAGCCUGUGGUCAUCAACAUUGAGGAUGUCUUUGUACUUGUUACACCGGUUGUUGAAUAUGACAGAGAGCGAGAAAAGGACUUUGAUCGUGCCAGCAAGCGGCAAACUCUGGCCUACUUGUUUCCAGAGCCAACACUGGUGGACGAUGUGCAUGACAGGAACAGUCUUUGGGGUAUGCUUUAUAACAGAAUCUGGAAUAACCUAGAGUUACACAUCAACAACGUGCAUAUUCGAUAUGAAGACGCUCACUCCUGCCCUGAGCCUCUGGUGAUUGGGCUGUGUCUGCAGAGUCUCUCGGCUGACACCACAAACCACAAAUGGAAGAAGACACAGAUUGACGGCAAUGCUCCCAUCGUGAACAAGGUUGUUGACUUCAUCUCCACCUCCCUCUACAUCAACCCCAAGAGUGAGCGGCAGCGCCUGGUCAAGCCUCACAUAACCACCGACCGCUGGCACCAGUACCUCCAGCAAGGCCUUGAAACCUUCUCCAUCAAUGAUGAGCCUUUUCAGUUUGUCCUCCAACCUGUGCGAUGCAAGGUCAAGAUGAGGCAGCAGAUGAAGCGUGAAGCGAGAGUGCCUGGCCUACUAGUGGAUGCUGUGAUCAAGGAUGCAGCGCUGUCCCUCUCACAGGACCAGUACCUAAGCUUAAAUGAACUCUUCAAAGCAUUCAAUGUCAUAAAUACAAGUAGACGGUUCUUGAAGUACCGCCCAGAAGUGCCCUUAACCCGUCACGCAGCAGAGUGGUGGCAGUACGCUGCAAGUGCCAUUAUCCAUGAACAAAUUCGACCCUUCUCAUGGAGUAGCAUUAAGAAACACAGAUCCUUGUAUAGGGAGUAUGCACAGCUAUACAAGAAGCAUCUUCUUGAAGGAUACAACAGUGAAAUGGAGGCUGAUCUGAUGAAACUGGAAGAUGCACUUAGCCUCACCAACAUUGUCCUGGCUCGGAUGAAUGCAAAGAUCAAGAUAUCACAAGAACAACCCAGCUUGGUUCACCCCGUAGAAUCCUCCGAGAGUGGCUGGUUUUCCUGGCUGAUGGGCGGCAGCAAGCACCAGGUGCCUGAUGACACGGAAAUAGUGGACAUUGUGGGCACUCGUCGCAGGAAUGGCCCAGUCACCACCCUGACGGAGGAGGAGCGCCGGCAGCUGCACGCGGCACUAAUGGAGCUGGAGGCUGCAGGGGAAGAAGUGCACAGAGAUGAUAUUGACCACAAAGCUUACCUCUCCUUGCAAAACGUGAGCUUGACCCUCAAGGAUGAUGAGCACGACGUUGCCUUGGCCACCCUCUCGGGCUUCGUCAUGAGCGCUGAGAACCGUUAUGGUGUUAAGUAUCAGAAGCUUUCAGUGAAGGCCGAGUCCUUUAACCUGGAGGCCUCAAACAUGGAGCAGGAGCUGGUGUAUGUGGUGAAGCUCAUUGACGGCACACCCUCAGCAGGUUUUGGUAUUGCCUUUUCAUUGGACCUGGAGAAAAACCCAAUCAAUGUGGCCUCUGACUAUGCUGUCACCAUGAAGCUGGACCCUCUGGAGCUUCUGUAUAACCAGCAUGCCUGUGCUGAGAUGAUUCACUUCUUCCGAGUGCCUGACACAAAGUAUCGCACGUUUGAGGAGGUGGCCGCCGACACACUGGCUGGCUUGGUCAGCAGCAGCAGAGCAGCGGUGGAGUACGCCAUUGCCAGGCAUAAAACAAUCCAUCUGGACAUAGACAUCAAGAGUCCUUUCAUUGUCUUACCGGAACAUGGCUCCAUACAAAAAGGUGGGAAUGUCCUGGUGCUGGACAUCGGGGGCUUGAAAGUGAACAGUGAAAUUGGUGGACAAAUUUUUGAUCUCGAGGAUGCAACCAGAAUGGAACUUGAGGAGCGUCUUUAUGACCGGCUGACAAUUACCAUCUCGCAGCUCCAAGUUCUCUUUGCUGACUCAGGAGACGAGUGGAGGGUUCACAGGACCCGCAGUGACUCAGACUCCCACCUCCUGCCCAGGGUCAGAGUGAAGAUCGACCUUGCUAACAGCAUACAUCCAGAGUACCGACAACUUCCGAGGCAAAAAGUUGACAUCCACAUCACGCCCCUCAAGCUCAACCUCUCAGACAGCCGGCUGAGCCAUCUGGUGGAGUUCACGCACCACCUUCCCACACUGAGCUGCUGCAUGUUAAGCUGUGAUACUGUUGAUAACCAUUCAUUUCUGCAGCAUCAGUUGGACCCACUUCACUGUUUACUUGAUCCCAAUAUUUCUGAAUUAUCUCUGAUAAGGAAUUCAUUGCUUGAUAGGCUUUGCAGAAAGAGGUUUGUGCCUGAUACAGCAGACAUGCACUCUACUCCUCCUCUUCUCCGGCAUGUACGGCCACUCUCUGCCAGUGACACCAUAUCCCAGACAAGCUUGGAGUUAGAAAAAUACUUUUCAGCUUCUGAUAACAGUGACGAUGAAGGAGAGUCAUGGGGCAAGCCUGUUGAUCUGCCUGGAUUUGAAGACAACACUUCUCCUCAUAACAUGAUUGCUGUUUUGUCUCGUUUAUGUAUUGAUGAAGUUGUAAUUGGUAUUUCAAGAUCCAGUGAGCAUGGGGACAGACCCUACUUAAUGCUGAGAGCAACUCACUUUGUCUUAGAGUCAGCGGUCAUGGACUAUGGACCGGCAAUACAGGUGACCCUCGGCUCCCUGCAGCUCGUUGAUAAAUACCACCACAGCCCAUCAGGAGAAUACCUGGAACUUGUGUCUUCCCCCCAGGUAGGCUGUACUCAUAUCACCACGUUACUCUAUAGAAAAGUUCGGGCAAACUGUCUGGACUUUAAGACACAUUUUCACUCUUGUGAACAAAGUCUUGUAGUUGACUUUGCAACUUUAAAUGUUGUGUGGCAUCGAGGGUCAGUCAUAACCCUCACCAACUUCCUGACAAUGCUGGCAGCCAAAUUAGGGCAUAUUGAGGAGCAGCUUCCAAAAGUUGGUGUCCCACAGAACUUGAUGGCCUGGUUAAAAUCAGGUCCAGAGGAUCCUCCCGUCCCCUCGGGGGCAACAAAGUGGUCGUUUUCCUUUCACCUCCACACCCUGAACCUGAAACUCUGUGAUAAUGACCUUGAUUUCUUGCAGGCCAAAGUUGGAGGGUUCCAGGGAGAAUGCAUCUUUAAAGCUAAUGAAAAGAAAGUAUUUCGAGCUGCCUUGUCAGAACUGUCUGUUGAUGACAUAUCUGAUAUAACUCUUUACUCAAGAAUAAUUGAUAUUGAGGAAGACAGAGUGUUUGACAUCAAAUAUGUGAACUUCAGUCCAACACAUAAAGGUGUGGAUGAGAUAGAUGCAUCUCCCCACACUGUCAGUCCUGAUGCAGCUCUGCGAAUAAGAAUUGGCAGGGUACAAUGUGUCUUCCUCUGCAAAUUCUUGGCAGACCUGCAGCGCUUCAUGGAGCCUCUUCUUAACCGUGAAGGAACUCAGGUGGCUCUGAAGCACGCUAGUAAGGCUGCAGAGACAGGUUUUGAGGAAGUUAUAUUAGGGAAAAAAAUCAACCUGAGCAUUGAUAUUCAUGCUCCCACUAUUCUUAUUCCCCAAAAGUCUGACUCCUCCAGUUUGUUGGUUGUUAGCCUCGGAGAGCUCAAGAUAGAUAACCUUUUCAAGACAGCCUACACCGGGACAGGAGGAGGGGCAGUGGAAAACAUCCUCAUUGAAUUGGGACACAUGCACAUUUGUCGAGCAGUGAUGGUCCUCAGCGGCGGCCUGGAAAUGCAAGAAGACAUCCUAGAGCCGUCCACCAUAAGGGCAGAUAUCAAACGUUCCCUCAUUCCACAAUGCAGAGAUUUGCUUUCCUGGGACGUCAGUAUCCACAUGGGAACCCUUUGUGUAAACAUGGGACAGCGUGACCUGAACACCAUCCUGGCCGUGCUGACGCAGAACAAGGCUGAGGCUCAGUUUAUUGACACAAGUAUUAAUUCCCAGCCCCUGACCCCCGUGGAGCUCAGCACCCCACAAGCCAACAGCGAUGACAACGUGGGGAAGCUUCAGGCCUUCUUGACACACUCCGUUGACAUUUAUCGCAUUGCAGAUGCUCUAGUGUCUCUGGACGGACUGACAGUUACUCUGUACACUGACAUGGAUGAAGUGUUGAGUUCCCCAGUUCGAGAUGCUGCUACUGCCCUCUGCAGGUUGGAAGUUGGAGAAGUUGAGGUCCACGGAGACAUGAACAGUGACAGGAGUAUGGAUGUAAGGGUUACAUUGCACUCCUGUGAUCUCUUUGAUGUCAGACCAGACCUUGAUUAUCAUGUGAUCAAGAAGAUAUUUGGGCAGUACAGCAAGGAGAUGCAUAUGACCUCAAGGCGGUUCAGUGUCAGCGUUCCACCCAUAAUGGAUCUGAUGUACAAGAUGAGCCCCAAUGGAGACGGGGCGAUGGAAGUCAGCAUAGAGAGGACGAGGCUCAGUUUGUCCGUCACUUUUGCCAUAGCACUUUACAGGUAUGUGAAUGAUGCCAUCCCUGGAACUGCAAGCACAAGUGGAGGAAUACUGAAUCCAGGGUUUGUUGGGGACUUGGGCACAACAGUGGAUGGGGUGAGGAUCAUCAGGCGGCCCCCCAGCUCCGUGGACAGCACAAGCGGCUACCUCUCCACAGUGACCAGUGACACAGAUGAUCAGAAAACUCUCUCUGUGUCGUUCAAGUUGAAGCAGCCAGAAAUAGUGUUCUUUGUCGACACUGAAGAGAAAAUCAGCCGGGUGUUGGUACUGAGGUGCGAGGUGCAUGUGGACUACUCUCGGCACCCCGGCAACGAGAGCUUCCACGUGGCUCUGGACAGGUGCCAGCUCUUUGCCACCAUGUACUCCAUGACAAAUCAGAAUCCUUAUUCCAUCAUGCAGCCGUGUGACAUUGAGGGAUCCUGGGUGUUCCGCAAUGUGGAGGAAGGUGUGAGAGCAGAUGUAAGGGCUCCACAAGUUCAUUUCCACAUUAAUCCAGCAGUUGUCCACCUCUUUAUGGAUGUGGUGGAUGAGUUAACUUUGAAUCUCACUCCUCAAUUAACACCUUUCAGACUCUAUCUUCCAUCCUCAGACUUGGAGGAUCUUUGGUCUCCAAAACCACUGACUGCCAUAAUAUCCCCAACAAAUCCAGAUGAAGAAGUGUACAUUAAGCCUGAGUACCCGUCAGCCAAGCCCCAGCAGUGCUUGACUGUAAGGAUUUCUGAAAUCACAGUUUCACUUGAAAAGCAAACCAUGAAAACAGCUGUACCUGUUCUGCUAUGCAAGUCAGCACUUAAUGCUGAAAUAAAUGACUGGUCCAAGCUGAUGUAUAGCAAAGCAGAAAUGCAGCUCCAGUUGUCAUGUUACAAUGAGCAAUUCUCUGCCUGGGAGCCAGUCAUUGAACCGGUUAGUGAAAGCAAUAAGGUAUUCAGACCGUGGGAAGCAAUUAUUAGAACACUACAGACACACGCACAGCCUGUGGGGGUGAAACGAAAGCACCAAGGCCCUUACUGUGACUCUGUUGACACCAGCUACACCAGCAACAGAAACAGCUACCUCAACUGUCCCAUCGAAGACUCUGAGUCGUCCACAGAUGAAGAGUCUCAGGAUAAUGAAAUGGUGGUGCUCAAACCUCAUGCAACACAAUCAGUCAAGCGCUCAGCCACUAAACGGUCAAACACUGACCUUGGAAGCCUGUCAGGUUUUCCACUGGACUCUGACUCUGAGACUGAAGACAGUGUCCUCCACAAGAUCUCCAGUGCAUUUAAUCACAUGUUCUCCAGUGAUUCAGAGGAGUCCGAGGAGGAAGGCAGCAGCGAUGAGAUGGAAGGAAAAGGAAGCGUCAAGAGAGACCCGGAGGGCUCAGAAAAGUUGUCAACAGGAGACUUGAGGUCCUCAGAGGAGGAAGAGGAAGGUCCAGUGUUUGUGUCGCCACUUAUUCCAGAUGGUGUAGACGGUGGAGGCAGCUGGGUGGAGGACAUCAGUCCCAGUGAAUUAGCAACUUGCGUGUUUGUUGACUCUCGCGACAACCUGGAGUUCACCCUCACAACACACACCAUGACAUCCAUCAACAACCUAGUGACUGAAUUCAUGAACAAGCCUAUCGAGCCCCAGCCCAUCAUGUCUUCUGCCAACCGUUCCAUGCAGCAGAUCCUCCUCACAAAUGAAAUAGGACCCAAUUCCAAGGUCACAGCCUUGAUGCAGGAUGAGGCUGAUGGUUCUUCCAAGGUGGAGAUUUUAGCCACAGCCAAAUACCAGGAGCCGGACUCACUGCCGUCCAGUCCGGCAUCAGGCAAGAGUCAUAGUGGUGGAGAGUCUGCUUCAGAAGAUGAGUCAGUGGCAGAAGGGUUCAGAGACUGGGACCACCUCAGCCUCCGGUCAUGUCCCGCCUCCUCUCCUGGUCCUGCUCCAUCCAGCCUCCCUUCAAGUGAAUGCUUCUAUGAACUUUUUUGCCCAAACCCUGUCAAGCUUUAUCAAGACAUCACAAAGCUCCAGCUGCUGAUCAGAGUGCCUGGCUUCAAUGACCUCAUGGUGUUUGUUGGAACAACGUCCCGGAGUCGUAUCUUUCAGCUGAGUCCGCCUCGCAAUGACAAGAGGUACCACAUAAUAGUCACUGUGGAAGUUGACCAUCUCACCACCAGGGUCACCGUCAGAAGUCCCUUGCAGAUCAUGAAUGAAAUGCCUCUUCCUGUCAAUGUGUGCUUCAAGAAGAGCAUUGUGGAGAUGCUCGGCCACUCCCUCGGGGAACUCAAUGCCACGGUGGUAUCGCCUGUCAACCCCUUUGAGGCUCAUGUGCCCAUGGUCACCCUCCAGCCUGACCAGGUCUUCACGGUCCCCCUUGCCGUCGCCUACCACUCUCCACUUCAUAUACAACCUUCUGCAGCUGACUAUGGCAUAAGUGAAGCGGGAAUCUGGUGGAAGGAUGUGCUGUCAUUCACCUGUUCCUACCUGCUCACCUGCAAGGCCAAGGUGAACAACAGCCCCGACAUAUCAGCCGCAGUAACCAUUCAGGAAGGAGUGAAGCUGAGCAGCCUGCAGUGGGAGGGGCUGAGCGGAGUCCUGCCCAACUACACCCUCUGCCUCUCCCCGCCACUGGCCAUCCACAACAUGCUGCCGUGCACCCUCACCCUUGCCCACCCCUCCUUCACCCAGUCCCUCAUCGUUGACCCAGGGGCCAAGAUUACUCUUUACAGGAUUGACUUGGAAAACAGAAUUAGUCUGGAGGUUCAGGUUUCCAAUUAUUUAGGAAGUGACUGGGAUGGCAUUCUAGAAAUUGGCACCGAGAAGGGUGAUGACCACCGAACCCUGACCCUGACUCACGGGGACGGCAGUGCUCGCAGGAAGCUGGAGUGUGCACUGUACACCGUGCGGGCAGAACUGACAGCUGUUCAUGUGUACUCCCCGUACUGGAUUGUCAACAAGACGGGCCUUCCACUGCACGUCCGGGGAUCAAGAUCAAAAAUUGUAUAUGACCUCAAUGGGUCAGAAGACAUUGUUUUGUUCCGAUAUAAAAGAAGUUACCCACACAAGCUGAAGGUAAGGGUGGUGGAGAGCGAUUGGUCACGGAGGUGGAGCUGCGAGGCCGUGGGCUCCUGCGGUGUUGUUGUGUGUCGUGACAGCGUGCGGGGCAAAAAGUAUCGCAUCUUGGCCAAAGUGAAGCAAUCCACUCUGGCGGCACAAACUGCAGAUGAGGGAGUCCAAGGUGGCUGUCUGAACAAUGCAUGUUCUUCAAAAUCCUUCCUACAAAGAAAAAAAUCUGGCAAGCUCCACCUGACCAAGAUAGUAACGCUGAUGCCAUACUUUUUGAUUCGUAACCUGACCAAUCGGCCGCUCAAGUUCAUGCAAGAAAAUGACAAGGUGGAGCUGUGGUACGACAUCCAUCCCCAGCAGGUGGGCAGCGUCGGCAGCAAGUGCAUGGCAUUCUGGCCGGACGGAGAGAACAUGCACAUGGUGGUCCGGUACCGUGACCAGCAGGUCAGGUCACAGCACUUCCACUUCAACUCCAACCACACCACUGUCGUCAGGAUGGAGAAAGGGCGAGCCUUGAAUGUGAGUGUGUCAGGUGUGGGAUCUGACAGCCCAGUCACUAUUACCUUUGACAAGUACCAAGUAGGCGAUGCUCCCGUCAGGAUUGAAAACUGGUGUGAAGAUGUUCAUCUCCGCCUCCACCAGAAAGGCUCAAACCAAACACACCUGCUGGCACCCCACCAGUCUCAGCUGUACACCUGGGAUGACCCCACUCUGCCUCGGGAGCUUCUGUGGAACAUUUACAACAGGAAAAGUGAAGACAUGACUGCAGUGAUAGAUAAGGAUGAUCAUGGCAGCAAGUGUGUCACCAUCACGUCCCUGAAGCCUGGCAUGGUCCGCACCAAGUCACAGUCCAGCGUUGGCACACCCAAAAUGAGGCCCAAGAAGUUAAUUCACAGGCAGCGAGCCAAGACUACAGCAGCAUCAUCCAGCGACUCAGAAGAGGAGACAGAGCUGGUCUUGGAGAGAGGACACGGGCAAUUUUUGAUGCCAGACCAAAAGUCUCAGUCCACCAAGAUGAGGAAAGACAAAAUGCUCGUUCACUGGGUGAGUUACAAGCAGGGAAGUCAAAGGGUCCUCCUCUUCACCCAGUCUGACCGCCUGGCAGCCACCACUCGCCUCCCCAUGGAAAGAGCCAAACUAGAGCUCUGUGUUGCUCUGGAAAAAAUUGGGUUGUCUCUUAUAAAUGAAGGUCAUCGUGAGGUGGCAUACGUGAGCCUGAUGCCAGGAGCAGCCAAGUGGGAAAUAGAGGUUGAUGGAGUGUGGAAGAUUCCUCCGAGCCUAGAGCUGAUCGCCUGGCUCGAGGAUCAGUACCUCAACAACAAGCAGUCUAAGGUCAACCUCCGAGGGUCUCUCCAGAUCAGUAAAAAGAGCACAGUAGAAGUAGAGGUGGAUCUGACAACCAUGUACAUGACGAAGCCUUUCAGCGGAAAGCUGCGCCGGACCAAGCGUCCAGCCCUGUGGCUCCACUACCGCCACUCUCUCCACUACAGCUACAUCUCCGCCGACCUCCACCGCUUGCAGGUUGACAACCAGCUGAUGGAUGCAGUGUUUCCCUCUGUGUUUUAUCCAGUCAACGAGAAUGGGUCAGCCCACCCAUGCCUUGCAGUGUGUGCACUCCUUCACUUUUCUGUUGGAUCUGUCACCACAAUAAAGCACCUUAGCAUCGUGGCUCAGGAAUUUUUCCUCAAGCUGGACAAAGGUUUCCUGCUCUCAACAUAUGAGGUUCUGGAGCUCUUCAUGCCAAGUCUGCACUCAGGAAGCAUUCACACAGAACUGAAAAAACUUCGGACUCCAGUAACAUUUAGUGCCAUGCAGCGCCACCCAAGCAGUGACGAGGGCCCCCUCGUAGAACGUGUGUGUGUGGCCGGCCUCAAAGUCCGCUUUUCCUUCUCUCCCCGUGGCACAGUGCUCGGGAGCCACGGCGGCCAAAAUGACAUGUUGGAGUGGUUCUUGACUUCUUUAGGAGCAACCCUUACUGAGAUGAAGAAUGUGUCAAUAAGUGUCGGACACUAUGAACGGCAAUCCUUCCAGUGGGACAAACUUGUUGAAGAUUUCACGGAUCAUGCGAAAUAUCAAAUAAUUCAGCAGGUGUAUGUCCUUGUGCUGGGACUAGACAUCCUUGGCAACCCGUACCAGCGGCUUCGAGACCUCUCUCAGGGGGUGAAGGACCUGAUCUAUCAGCCGGCUUUGGGCAUCAUAGAGGGGCCAGAUGAAUUUGCCGAAGGAAUUGCCCGAGGAGCGCAGAGUCUGAUGGGACAGGUGGUCGGGGGCACGGCAGACAGCCUCAGCCUCAUCUCCUCAGCACUGGGCAACACCAUUGCCAUGCUUUCCUUUGACAAGGAGUACAGGAAGAAACGUGAGCAGAGGCUUGAGGUGCAAAGCUCUUUCCCACGGACACUCCUCCAUGCCGGCCGCACCUUUGUUAUGGGCGUGGUGCUGGGCCUGUCAGGCGUGGUGGUCAAGCCAGUGGCAGGUGCUCAGCAAGACGGCGUGGAAGGCUUUUUCCGAGGUAUUGGUCGUGGUAUCAUGGGCCUGAUCACCAAGCCAGCUCUUGGGGUCAUCGACUCAGUGGCAAUGGCUUGUGACGGCGUGCGGAGGGCUGUGGACCUUGGGCAUGAGGUUAUCACUCGGUCAAGAGUUCCACGGCACGUCUCUCCCUACGUUGCACUGCACCCCUACAGCAGCCAUGAGGCAGCAGGGAUGGCACUCCUCGCCUCACUGUGCCAUGGCCACUACAUGCAGACUGACCUUUAUAUUGCACAUGCAACUCUCUCUGAGGCAAACAGGCCUGAUGUUAUUUUGAUCUCAGAUAAGCACAUCUUUAAGCUGGAGCGCUGUGGCAUGUGGGGCAGCUGGGACAUAAGUUGGCGAGUGGCAGUGCGAAACCUUUUGCAUCAGCCCACAGUAAAGGACAACACUAUAUUACUGAUUUUAAGACAGGAUGAAAGCCACAGCCAGUUGUCUGGGUCAGAGCACCAGAUAAGAAGUGAAGACAGUGACGUGCUCCUCUUCCUGGUGCGCUGGAUUGAGGUCCUGACAACCCUGAGCAUGGUGGACCAGCCGUGCCCAAGACUGCAGUGAGCCCUUGGGUGCUGGCUGGUGGAUGCAUUGCUUAGUUGGUGUUAGGGAAAUGGGUCCCUCAAGACUACCAAUUAGUGUUUACUUUUUCAAGAUUUUGGAGCAUGAACCAUUAUAUUAAUGGCUUUACUUUUAGAUAUCCUCAGUAAAAGCAAGAGCUCAAAUAAUACCUUAACCUAAAUAUGGAGAUCUUAUUCCUAAAGCAGUACACAACAGGCUUUGGGUUGAUUUAGUAAUGAAGCUAUUUUACUAUUACUCAAGAUGCAAAUUACAUGAAGAACAGUAUUAGAAAAACAAGCUGUAAUCUACUACUCUCACUAGCUAUAUAUUGCAAAUUUCAUUUUUCAAAACUUAUUGAAACAAGAUUUAAAUAAAGACAACUCUUUCUAUAUUUAUAUUUGCAUUUCAGGCUAGUGAAUAAAUUGUAUCAAUUUUUUUUUCUGUAUUACAGCAGAUGCUAUGAAUCUUUUCCUGCGCCCAGAAAUGGCUGCAGACGCCUUUAGAGUUUUGUUAACAGGACGUAAGGAGACAAAUAAAUACUGUGGCUUAUCUACAUUUGAAGAAAAUGGAAACUAAUGUGUUGAGGCAAAAUGAUGCUGAAGAAUGUAUGGUGAACAUUAAUGCACAUCAAAAUUUUUGUUGUAAGAAGAAAAGAAACUGUAUUUUUAUAAAUUAUUUUUAAUACCAAACUUCCCAUUCUAGUCUUGAUUAGUUUAUUUUUUACGCCUUUAUUAUCAAGAUAAUAAAAGUAUGUAGAUACUUCAUGAUAAUUAAGAAAAUAGUCUUAACUUAAAUAUAAUUAUCAUUUUAGUUUUCCCUGGUGCCCAUCAGAACUGCAGUAUUGGUACAUCCAUACUAGAGUGUAAUGAUUGGCAUUCACAGGCAAUCCAAAAUGCAGGUCUUCCUCAGACUAAAGAGAAGAGACACAGACCCACCAGAACACCAUUGGACACUUUGGUUCCUGGUACAUGUGCACAAGUUAUAGUUGUUGUGGUCUGCAGCUGACACUCAGACACAGUGGAUGGCUUGAGUUAGGAGUGACUGACAGUCGUGUAAUCUGCGGUUGAGGAAAAGCUUUGAUUUGCCUUUUCAGGAGUUGCAUUCAUGUUUACUAGGUUGUUGCUGCACACCGGGUGGCAAGGGAGUGGGAUUUGCUUAUGUGUUGUGAAGGAACUGUGGUGUGUUGUUAUACAGUUGUCUUUCAUGUGUUGUAAUAUUACUGUUGUCACUGAGGAAGGCUAUUUUUUUUAUAGAAGCUUUUGAUGAGAAUUUAGUAAAUAUCUCUAUAUAUAACUGUCGUUAGAGCAUAUUUUGAUUAGGCAGCGGUGUAAGAAAUUCUAAUGGUUUCCGCAUACCAUAUUUAUUUAUUGUUGGUUAUAUGAAAUAGUUUUCUAGGUAUGUAUAAGAUAUCAGUAUUUGGCAGCUUGUGUUGUCAGUAAACCUUGAGGCACGUGUAUGGUACUGAGUGUGUGGCACCGAGUCUCUUCCUGUCCUCCAGCAGUAUUAAGACAUCACUCGUCCUUGACUGUUGUUCUCGAUGAUCUCUUCCUUUGCUCCUUAAAGACAGAGCAUUCAUAGAAUACUGUUUUUUAUCAUUUAUUCACUCAUGAAAACUUUGUUUUGACAGCAAUCUUACUUUCAAAUUACUUUAUUGACCCAUUUAGAGGGCUACAGAAUGCAUAAUACUUAUUCUAUUAUUUUUUUUUUAAAUGCAUACAAUGUUAGUUAUUUGGAAGUGCAUAGUACGUGAGUGCUGGGCAGCAAGUACAUGUGUACAUAAUUAAUUUAGUGGUAUGCAUCUCAUUGUUUUGAUGUUGGACUUCAAAAGUCCAAUAGAAAAUGAAAGUGAACGCAUAAUUACUGUGUGAAUGGUGCACUGCAUUCUUAAGACAAUGUGUUCCUCUGUGUGUCACACUGCUUUGUUAUUAAUGAUUAUUAUUGACAUGCUUCCAGUCCAUUAUAGACAAUAUGCCUCAGAUAUUGUUGGAAUUGUUUGUUCAGGUAAUUGAUAGAAACUUAACAUUUUAGGUCUGUGACAGUAUAUAAGUGUAUUAAAUAUUAGUAUGUAUGCCAUAAAUUAUGAUCUGACCCAAAAUUUUUAGAUUUUGAAACUAUACUUUAAAGUUUGUUAAGACUAGCUACUUAAACAAUUAUAUACUUGUUCCUCCAUUGCAGAAGCUUGUUGAAGUAGCAUCAGUAUCUGAGAGACAUAACAAGUGUCUUAUUUGUCACAAAAAUCUCCCAUUGUAUGAAAUUUGAAUGACUCACCCUCACACAUCAUCAUGUUACAUUUUGUUCACCUUAAAAUAAGUUGCCCCCGUUAUUUGUUCUCUUCUCCGACACUCAGCUGUAUCAAUCUUAUGCAAAGGUCUAUUUUCCUCAAUUUCAGCAAUGUUCUCAAAUUUCUACUAGGGAAAAUCUCUUGAACCCUUUCCUUUCUUUUUUUAUUUUUCGUUAUGUCACUUUAUUCCUCUACAAAGUAUGGUCUAAGACUAUGUUGUUACCUUGCACUAAACAUAUAUUUUACAUUUUCUGCACGGCACAUCACCCAGGGCUCAGAGUUGUGUGUUCCUUGUCAGGACCUUCCAUGCGUUGCCAGGUGUAGCUGUCACCUUAGCCGCUUAUGGUUUCUCACACGGGGCCCAUUUGUUGUGUACGAGAAAGGUACGUAACUGUAUAUGUAAUGUAAUCGAUGUCAAAAUGCAGAAAGAUACAGUACAUAAAAGUCACAAAUAUA